This is a messenger RNA of Cuscuta epithymum, 3145 nucleotides long. The record is from the annotation of a GenBank genome assembly. Lineage: Eukaryota; Viridiplantae; Streptophyta; Magnoliopsida; Solanales; Convolvulaceae.
UUAAAUAAUGGGGUCUGAGUAAAAUAACCAUUCAUGCAAAAAUAUUGUUGACGCUUCAUAUUUCUACAUGAGAAUAUGUUUAUGAAAUUUGAAGAUUGAAACCACACAAAAAAAAUCUUUUGUGUUUUUCUUUUCAUUUUAGUUUUGGUUGAGAAGCCGCAAUAAUCUUUUGUUAACAUGCCGGAGGAAAACGUGUCUGUGUCGGAAUCGUCGCCGGGAUCACCGGAUGGAAAGAUCAAAUUGUUAUGUAGCCACGGAGGAAGGAUUCUCCCGCGGCCGUCCGACGGCCAGCUCAAGUACGUCGGCGGUGAGACAAGGGUUAUCUCCAUCGCUCGAGGCAUCAAGCUUGACGGUAACAACAAUCAAUAUUUAUUCCCUUAAAUGCAACACAUCAUAUUUGUUCUAUUCUAAUUGUCAAUCAUUAAAUUUGGUUAUGGAAAAAUAUCUCUUAAAUUAUUACUACAUCAGCUAUUGAGCUAAGAUUAUGAUGCGAGAAAUCCAAUCUUGAUUGCUCCCGACUCCCGAGCUAAUUUAACCACCCUGCUAUGAACAAUUGAAUAAUUCCACAAAUGUAAUUAGUGUGAUUUGACCAAAUAUGAAUGUUGCCAGCAUACAUCAUGACCUUUAGGAUUGAUGGAUGACCUGAAAAUUGUCUUCAAUCUUGUUUUAUGUUGAGGGGUUAAUGCAAAACUCUGUGAUACUAAUUUCUGAAUGAAAUGUACAUAUAGAGUGUGUGUAUUAGUGAGAACAAAUUUUGGCCUUUGAUCAAGAGAAAAUGGAUCGAUUAGGUGAACUUUGAUCAAAAGAGACGGUUUGAAAAAAUGUGCAAAUGUUUAUACUAACAAAGUGGAUAGCUAUUCAUUAAAAGUGCACUCAUGUGUGAAAAAAAAAGAUUGUUAAAUUUUUCUAAUGUGUGCACUUUUUAUUUUGUAUUGUGUUGCACUUUUAUGCUCUACAUGUGCACUUUUUGUCUAUUCUGAUACACAUUUGUCAUAUAUUUUCAUUAAAAGUUUUUCAUGAUUACCGAAAUGCCACCGCAUUUCUAACUUAAAAUUUGAUCUCUCAUUCUCUUCCAUCCAUUUUUUCACAUCAAUGGCCAAGAUUAGUUCUUAUUUUUCACCUACAAAGUACUUUUUAUUUGAACUAAACUAUAUGUACACACACAUAUUAACACCCAAGAACGAAAAAUAAUACGAUAGUACUACGUACAUAGUAUAACAAAAAGGUCAUUCGUAAGGGUACCACAAACUAAAAGUGCAAAGGCACAAGACAUACCUCGACACCAAAAAUAAGAUCAAAAGACAAUCUAAAUAUGAGGAUUCCAUCAAAAUAAGAGUCUUCCUUUUCCAAUCAAAGUACGGUCAUCCGUGAGACCACGCCUUAAUCCACUUGGCUACAUCCUCCCCCGACUAAAUUAUGUUCUUUUCAAAAAGGAAACCAUUAAGUAAGAAGUGAUGGGGACGACGGAACUUAUGAAUAAAAAAGAUUCAAUUUAAGAUUAAAUAAAUGGAUAGUAUAUCUUAUCCUGAUCAUGAAUAUUAUUGCAUUUUUUUAGAUUUGAAAUAAAAAUUUAACUUUUGUUUAUAUUCAAUUUCCCAAGAUUUGCUUUAUCCGGUAUCAAACGGGAACUGCAAACACCGGGCGAAUAUGACGCGCAUGGUAUAGAAGUUCUGGCUUCGAAUGAAUUCUGAAUUGACUCUAUUUUAAAUUUAUAAUUUUGUUAUUCUUGCUAAAUGAAUAGCUAAGACCGUGAGGAUACCACAUUCAGACAUGAGACCGUGAGGAUACCACAUUCAAACGCUGUGAUAUAUGACAUUGUAUAUUUGAGUGAACAAAAGCAUGUAAGUCAUUCUAAAGCUGCAAGUACAUUUGUUUGGUUUGGGUAAAACAGAACUGAUGAAGAAGCUGAGAUACCAACAAAUAGAGGGGCAGGACGUGGUUCUCAAGUACCAAGUUGUCCCAGAGGAUCUAGACGCCUUAGUGUCAGUAAAAACCGACGAAGAUGUGGAGUACAUGAUAGAGGAGUGUGAACGGCAUAGGACUGCUGGGGGAUCCACAAGACUCAGAGCCUUCCUUUUCCCAUCAAAGCCAGUGGUGGUGCUAGAACAAUCCCCCUUAAGAAUCAUCUCACCGGAGGCAGCCAUAGAACAACUCUACAUUGAUGCCAUCAACGGCAUAAUCCACCGCAACAAUAUGGUGGAGGGGUCAAAGCCAUCCGAGGAGUCCGGAAAACCCAAUCUUGCCUUGAAUAGUCCGCAGGUUUUCAGCAUUUCCUCUGCUUGUACCUCCCCGAAAUCACCCGAUGAUGAUAUUGUCAGCAGCAGUCAUAGUAAUAAUAUGAUGCUAAAUAUGGGCGGUUUCUUGAAUGGUGGUGGGGGUGGUAUGCAUAAAGUUCAGAGCAUGCCUAGUUUUGGUAGCAGCAACUUGAGUGGUGGCGGUCAUCAUCAUCACCAGCAAAGUGGCCAUUAUACGCCUCCGUUAAACGAGUCUCCGCGAUCUCCUCAUUACCAACAAAGCAGCAUCAUGCACCACAAUAAUCAUUUUCAUGGAUAUCAGUUUGGCAGGCCAAUGGUGGAUCCUUACAGAGGGCCAAAACCCAACAUGAUGGGUUCAGUUAGGUCACCCGGCAGUCCUCAAUACAGAAACCACUACUGCUACCCAACGAGGCAGAGCCAAGGAGGCAGGAUGAUAGGGUUGAGUUGUAACAAAUGCAUUAUGAUGCCUAAUGAUUGUUAUUAUGAGAGAAGAGCGGUCAGAAGUGCGUCCCCAAGUCCUAUACCCCUCAGUCCCCGAUACAGCAGCGGUCAUACAAUGGCAUAAGCAGACUGAGACUACUUUCAACUACCACAUGGGGGUUGGUUCACGUCUAUACCCCCCUCUCCCAAACGGCUCUUCCCAUAUCAACCUCAGCUUUGAUGCAUCAUCAUUAUGAGGAUAUCUGGAGUUGAUAUCAAUUGUAAUAUUCUUCAUCUUGUCUCAGUAGGUGUGGUUGUAUAAGUAGCCUUAGGAAGUGAGUGUAACUUGUUGACAUUGUAUAAAUAGAACAACAGGCAGUUAAACAUCAAUAAAUAUUUUUGUUUAACAGUUUUUGUUACUUUGUUGUUCUUCAAAUCUAGGCAUGCAAAAUCUUUUGCUGUCCUAUUCU